CACUAAUCUUCUUGCGCGAUUGUACGUGAAAGCGAAUUUCUUUCAUGUUAAUUGUUUGUCAAUACCUGUGGUAAAUAAGUGUGGCGAUUUAAAAUUUUACUUUAAAUAUUAGGGAGAGCUUUUGUGUGUGUGUGUGUGUGUGUGUGUGUAUGUGUGUAUUUUAAGAUAUUAAUACGUGAAGGAACUCGAGGACGCGGAGGAAUUCUGAGACCGGUGACGAGGUUGCGGCAGUCAAAAUGGCGGCGUUAGAAAAUUUUAAGCAACGUCGUUAGAGAAUGUCAGCAAUUUUUCAAAAAAUUAAAACCUGGACUUCUUUUCAAAGUUGCCAUGGAGGUUGGGCCAGAAGAUUUCGUGCCCCCACCAGAGUGCCCCGUAUUUGAACCGAGUUGGGCUGAGUUCCAGGACCCAUUGGGUUACAUUGCCAAGAUCCGGCCCAUCGCCGAGAAGUCGGGCAUCUGCAAGAUUCGGCCACCAGCGGACUGGCAGCCACCCUUUGCUGUCGAAGUAGACAACUUCAGAUUUACUCCAAGAAUCCAAAGAUUGAACGAAUUAGAGGCUCAGACUAGAGUGAAGCUCAAUUACUUGGACCAGAUUGCUAAGUUUUGGGAGAUACAAGGCUCUUCCUUAAAGAUACCAAAUGUGGAGCGACGGAUCCUGGAUCUCUACAGUCUUAGCAAAAUUGUGAUGGAAGAGGGAGGCUAUGAAGCCAUUAGCAAAGACCGUCGUUGGGCUCGUGUGGCCCAACGCCUCAACUACCCAGCAGGCAAAAAUAUUGGUUCCCUCUUGCGCUCUCAUUAUGAGAGAAUCAUCUAUCCUUAUGAGAUGUACCAGUCUGGAGCUAAUCUAGUGCAGUGUAAUACCCGUCCAUUUGACAGUGAAAAGGACAAGGAAUACAAACCCCACAGCAUCCCACUGCGUCAGUCUGUGCAGCCCUCUAAAUUCAGCAGUUAUGGACGACGUGCUAAAAGGCUACAGCCUGAUCCAGAGCCAACUGAGGAAGACAUUGAGAAAAAUCCAGAAUUAAAGAAAUUACAGAUUUAUGGAGCUGGUCCCAAAAUGAUGGGCCUUGGCCUCAUGGCCAAGGAAAAAAGUCUGAGAAAGAAGGUCUCAACUUCUCAGGAUAAAGAUGGGCCUGAGUGUCCUCCCACAGUAGUAGUGAAAGAUGAACCAGGUAUAGAUCUGAAACUAGAGACAUCAUUCCCCAAAACAUUUAUGGAUGGAAAGGAAGAACUCUUUCAUAGUCUGGAGCCCUGUACCAAAAUGACAAUGCGUCUUCGGAGAAACCACAAUAAUACCCAGUUUGUUGACUCAUAUGUGUGCCGGAUAUGUGCACGGGGGGAUGAAGAUGAUAAGCUCCUCUUGUGUGAUGGCUGUGAUGACAAUUAUCAUACUUUUUGCUUGUUACCACCUUUGCCUGAGAUCCCCAAAGGUGUCUGGCGUUGUCCAAAAUGUGUCAUGGCGGAAUGUAAGCGACCCCCAGAAGCAUUUGGUUUUGAACAGGCUACGAGGGAAUAUACACUUCAAAGCUUUGGUGAAAUGGCUGACACAUUCAAGUCUGAUUACUUCAAUAUGCCUGUACAUAUGGUACCUACAGAAUUAGUAGAAAAGGAGUUCUGGCGGCUUGUGAAUAGUAUUGAAGAAGAUGUGACUGUGGAAUAUGGAGCUGAUAUUCAUUCCAAGGAGUUUGGCAGUGGAUUUCCCAUUAAUGAUAGCAAGAAGCAUUUGUCCCAUGAAGAAGAGGAAUAUGCAGCCAGUGGCUGGAAUCUGAAUAUAAUGCCUGUUCUGGAACAGUCAGUUCUAUGCCACAUCAAUGCUGAUAUUUCAGGCAUGAAAGUUCCCUGGCUAUAUGUGGGCAUGGUAUUUUCUGCUUUUUGUUGGCACAUUGAGGACCAUUGGAGCUACUCCAUUAAUUAUCUUCACUGGGGUGAACCAAAAACAUGGUAUGGAGUACCCUCAUUUGCAGCUGAACAUUUGGAGGAUGUAAUGAAGAAGUUGACACCUGAGCUGUUUGAUAGCCAACCUGAUCUCCUUCAUCAGCUGGUCACUCUUAUGAAUCCUAAUACCCUUAUGUCACAUGGAGUCCCGGUUGUCCGAACAAAUCAGUGUGCAGGAGAAUUUGUCAUUACUUUUCCUCGUGCUUAUCAUAGUGGCUUCAACCAGGGUUACAACUUUGCUGAAGCUGUGAAUUUUUGCACUGCUGAUUGGCUGCCUGCUGGACGUCAGUGCAUUGAACAUUACAGACGACUUCGGCGUUAUUGUGUCUUUUCUCAUGAAGAGCUUAUUUGCAAGAUGGCUGCUUCUCCUGAGAAACUGGAUUUGAAUUUGGCAGCAGCAGUACAUAAAGAGAUGUUUAUUAUAGUGCAAGAAGAACGGCGGCUACGGAAGGCCUUACUUGAAAAGGGCAUCACAGAGGCAGAGCGUGAAGCCUUUGAGCUCCUCCCAGAUGAUGAGCGCCAGUGUGCCAAAUGUAAAACAACAUGUUUUCUAUCAGCAUUGGCUUGUUAUGACUGUCCUGAUGGACUUGUCUGCCUUUCCCAUAUUGAUGAUCUUUGCAAGUGCCCCCGUAGCAAACAAUAUUUACGAUACAGAUAUACCCUGGAUGAACUUCCAGCUAUGUUACACAAGUUGAAAAUUCGGGCUGAGUCUUUUGAUACUUGGGCUGGCAAAGUUCGAAUGGCUCUAGAGUUAGAGGAUGGGCGGAAGCGGAGUUUGGAAGAACUAAGAGCAUUGGAGUCAGAAGCUCGGGAGCGCCACUUUCCCCACAGUGAACUUCUACAGCGUCUGAAGAAUUGCCUGAGUCAAGCUGAAAAAUGCAUUUCCCAAGCCUUGGGGUUGGUUAGCAUUCAGGAACACAGGAUUGAUCCUCCUCAGCUAACCCUAGAAGAGUUACAGGCUUUCAUUGAUCAAAUGAGCAGCCUUCCUUGUGCCAUGCAUCAGAUUGGAGAUGUCAAAAGUGUAUUAGAACAGGCAGAGGCCUUCCAAGUAGAGGCACAGAAAGCUCUGGCCACAUUACCUGCCAGCUUGUCCCUCCUUCCAAGCCUUCUGGAGAAGGCACAGCAGCUGGGGAUUGAUGUGCCCGAGGCCAAAGAGCUAAAGCAACAAAUGCAGCAAUGCUAUUGGCUGGAUGAAGUGAGACGAACUCUAGUUCCUCCUGCUCAGCGAGGUACCUUAGCAGUUAUGAGGAAACUUCUGGCUUUGGGUGCAAAUGUAGCACCUAGCCCUGCUGUAAAUAAAGCCCGGGCUGAACUUCAGGAGCUACUCACCAUUGCUGAAAGCUGGGAAGAAAAAGCCCAUCUCUGUCUGGAAGCUAGGCAAAAACAUCCUCCUGCCAUGUUGGAAGCUAUCAUUCAUGAGGCAGAGAAUAUUCCUGUACAUCUUCCUAACAUCUUGGCACUCAAAGAUGCUCUUUCCAAAGCUCGAGCAUGGAUUGCAGAUGUGGAUGAAAUUCAGAAUGGUGACCACUAUCCUUGUUUGGAUGACUUAGAAGGAUUAGUGGCUGUGGGCAGAGAUCUUCCUGUUGGAUUAGAGGAAUUGAAGCAGUUGGAGCUUCAGGUACUUACAGCCCACUCUUGGCGGGAGAAGGCUUCCAAAACAUUUCUCAAAAAGAAUUCUUGCUACACUCUUCUUGAGGUAUUGUGUCCAUGUGCAGAUGCUGGUUCAGACAUCAUGAAACGGAAUCGAUGGAAGAAAAAGGAGCUAGGACUAUAUAAAUCAGACACAGAACUUUUGGGUUUGUCUGCUCAGGACCUCAGAGAUCCAGGUUCAGUGAUCUUGGCCUUCAAGGAGGGUGAGCUGAAGGAAAAGGAAGGCAUCCUUCAUCUUCGUCAUGCCAACAUGACUAAGUCUUGCCCAUCGUCACUUAUAUCUAAUGAUGUCACACCCUCAUCUUGUUUGUGUGGGCUGGCACCAGUGGGUGAGGGGACUAUACAAUGUGACUUAUGUCAGGAUUGGUUCCAUGGAAAAUGUGUGUCAACCCCUCGACCCAAUUCACCCCGACUACUGAACCCUAUGUCCUCAGUCACUCUGGCAUGGUGGGAAUGGGAUACGAAAUUCUUGUGUCCACUUUGCAUGCGCUCCCGCCGUCCUCGUCUAGAAACUAUUUUGGCUCUUCUGGUGGCCCUACAGAAGUUGCCUGUGCGGCUACCUGAAGGUGAAGCCUUACAGUGCCUCACAGAGCGAGCUAUUGGCUGGCAGGGUCGAGCACGUCAGGCUUUGGCCUCCCAUGAUGUAGCAAUGAUGAUGGCUCGUCUAUCAGAAUUACGACAGUGGCUUCAGCAACCAACUGGACCACCUCCUGGGACUGCCUGUGCCCAGUUCUUUGCUCCAGCACCAGUUCCAAUAAGAGAGAAUAUCAGCAGCGAAUCCAAGCUUAAGUUAUCUUUGGAAAAUGGAGAUGGUACCACAAAGCUCAAGAAGACUGGCCCUGUGGGGCUCUCAGAUCUUGAUAUGCUCUUAUCACUGCUGCCACAGUUGAAUGGUCCAGUGCUAGAGCUGCCUGAGGCAGCACGGGCUCCCCUAGAGGAACUAAUGAUAGAAGGAGACCUUCUUGAAGUGACCCUGGAUGAGAAUCACAGCAUUUGGCAGUUGUUGCAAGCUGGUCGUCCUCCAGAUUUGACACGUCUCCGUACUCUGCUUGAACUAGAGAAAGCAGAACAGAGUGGAACCCGGAUCCGGGGUCGAGCAGUGGAAAAACGUCAUCGUUCAAAGGCAGAAAAAAGUGGUGAAUUCAAAGAUGUAUCCAAGGAACAGCAGGAGCCAAAGAGAACUCGUCCUAGAGUAGAAGUGAGUGAAGAAACCAGGAACGAUCCUGAAGAGGACAUAGUCAUGGGACUUAAUAGGGAUGUUGCUACUUCAACAACAGUUUUGACUAAGAACAGUAGUCCAAACAGAGUAGAGGUGAGGUCAGGGAGCUGAGGGGUUAAGUCAUCUGCCUGUUUCUCUGGUAUAUGUUUAUUACCCUUUUCCUCUUGUUUGUUCCUCUGUUCUUCUAAGUAGGAUUUGUAAUCUGUAACCAGACAAAUAACUUCACCCUCCUAUCCCUACCAGAAGACUCACUUCAGAACAAGGUGAUAAAAAUAGAGAAUAAGGAAGACAUAUACUCAGAACCCCAACCCUCAGUCUCUUCAUUUGCCUUUGAUUCUAUGAUUCAACCUGUUCAGACCUCAACAUACAUUAGGCUAAAAAAAGGGAAAGAUUCUUUUAUCAGAAUUUUGUUUUGGCUUCUUUCACUUUUUCUUGCUUUGGCAACAAUGUUAUUGUUCCAGAAAGAGGGAAGUUUUAUUUAGAUAAUACUACAUGGGCCAGGAGCUAUGUAAAAUGUAAAUGUUCCUCUCACAUAGGGCUUAUUGAGGCAUGUAUUCAAUUUCCCUUCCUGUUCUUUUACCUUUUAUAGUCUAAUCUCUCUAUCUAAUGCUACCUUAUCUAAUUCUGUGUCCUAUUUUCCUUCAAAACUCUCUAUUUUAUGUACCAGGAAAGAUGUAAGCAAAGAAAUCUUUAUUUCAUGACUUGGUAACUUGCUAAUUAGAAAAUCUUGCCAACUUAUUCUCUCCUCUUCCUUCCCUUCUUUCUGCUUCUUUCUCUUAUAAUUCUUAAUAUAUUCACCUAACUCUGGAUUAUUCAUAUCUAGUACAAGUACCCAUUGCUGGAAUGUGAUUAAUUUGUUCAAAGAAAAUAUCCUGCCAUAGGAAACCCUUUGUUUUUGAGAUUGCCCAUUUUAAUUUAAUUUUAUUAUUUCCCCCAUAUUAGGAAUAAAAGAAAAGGGUUUUUGUUUGCCAUUUGUUUAUCAUUAUCACCAGCAGUUCUCUGGACCUAAGGUAUAAGUACAACAAAAUUGGCAGGGAACAGAAAGGAAGAUUAGGUGCCCUACAGUGAUAGACACUUAGGAAACCAGUUCUGCCUAGCUCUGCUAUCAACUUACGGUUUGACAUAUGGUGAGUCCAUCCUUAUUCUCUAAGCUCCGGUUUUUAUAUCUGUACAAUAAAAGAAUUUGAAUUUACAAAAAACCCAGAAAA
This is a messenger RNA of Antechinus flavipes (yellow-footed antechinus), 6011 nucleotides long. Its product is annotated as lysine-specific demethylase 5C-like. Gene Ontology annotation, cellular component: nucleus. The record is from RefSeq and is a predicted model, not a curated record. Gene Ontology annotation, biological process: chromatin remodeling. The transcript has 26 exons. The coding region runs from base 328 to 4914 and encodes 1528 amino acids. NCBI's taxonomy places the organism in Eukaryota, Metazoa, Chordata, Mammalia, Dasyuromorphia, Dasyuridae. Gene Ontology annotation, molecular function: histone demethylase activity; DNA binding.